AUGUCUGUUACUGUACUAUUUGCAUUUCUCGUAAUAACGAAUGUUCAAUGCGAGAGGACAUGUCAAACAACAAUCAAUCUAAACCAGAAGUCAAAAUAUCAUAGUCAAAAUUUGCAAUCAUUUCAACGAUCACGAAAUGUUGCUGACCUUAUGAUUCUAAAAAAUCAGCACUCCAUUGAUCGUCAUGACCAAACAACUACGGAAUGCAACCCUAAUGAUAUAGCACCAACUGGCAGUGAUUGCACUGCCUAUUACGAAUGUAUCAGCGGACAUUAUGAACUGCAGUUCUGUCCACCUAAUACCUUCUUUAAUCCAGAGUUGAAGUGUUGUCAUGCGGAUUAUGUUUGUCCUAGUAGAGCGUAUGAAUUACCAACCGCUUCGCUACUACCUUGUGAGCAUGGUGAAGUGCGUGCUGAUGAAACCAACUGCGCCAAUUACUACUCCUGCGUUGGUGAUGGUGGUUAUUUCAAACAGCGCACCUGUCCCGAUGGUAAGGUAUUCAAUGGUACGUCGAAUCGAUGCGUGCCUGCUGCUCUUGGGAGCAGAUGUCAACGACCAGAUUCACAAAGCUUUGAAUCUAGAAAUAUUGCUGUGGGACUAUCGUGCACUGAAAGCAGUGACCCAUCAGGCUAUAGUGCUGACCCGACCGACUGUCGACGAUAUUAUCAAUGCGCACAAGGUCGGUGGAUUAGGAUGAAAUGCCCCAGCAAUUUGGUGUGGAAUUCGGCAGCAACAGUUUGUGAUUGGCCUCAAAACACAUUACUUCCCUGUCACUGA
Molecule: messenger RNA, 777 nt
Organism: Brugia malayi
Lineage: Eukaryota; Metazoa; Nematoda; Chromadorea; Rhabditida; Onchocercidae
Gene: Bm667
Exons: 5
Coding region: 1-777 (258 amino acids)
Cellular component (GO): extracellular region
Molecular function (GO): chitin binding
Source: RefSeq, a predicted model, not a curated record